GGACUUCGCGAUCUCCUCACCUGCCUAAGCGUGAUGCUUGGAUGUAACGUAAACGUUGGUGUCAGCUGAGUUAGUGAUGUAGGUGGCUGAGGAGGAGGAGGAGGAGGUUUCGCUCACAACAGGAAGUAGACUGAGUGUUACAACAAACACCAUCGCUGGGCUUGGGGGCAAUCUCUCCCAUUCCACAAUGCACCAGCAAACAAUCAGACACGGGAAAGCUGAACGUUUUUAAUAGUUGCACAAAGUUGGGGGAAGGUCUCGGACAUCGCGCAGUUUCCAGAAGUGGAGAUCGCCGUCUCGGGAUCGCGAAGAUGAAAGAAAUAAAAGGCUGCGGCAUGCGUUCUUCCGUGGGGUUCCUGUCCCGGAGAAAGAUCACCGGACAGCCUCUCAUGAAGGAGGAAUUCCAGAGACGAAGACUAGCUGGGUGUAACAGCUUAUACAAGAAGGACAUGCUUGGGCAUUUUGGCUGCGUUAAUGCCAUAGAGUUUUCCAACAACGGCGGAGAAUGGCUGGUGUCCGGAGGAGAUGACCGCAGGGUCCUACUCUGGCACAUGGAGAAGGCGCUUCAUUCCUGCUCGAAACCUCUCAAACUGAAGGGAGAGCACCUUUCUAACAUAUUCUGCCUGGCCUUUGACAGCACGAACCGACACGUCUUCUCUGGGGGGAAUGAUGAACAGGUCAUUCUUCAUGAUGUGGAGAGGGGUGAAACAGUGAACGUGUUUUUGCACGAUGAUGCAGUCUACGGAUUGUCUGUUAGCCCAGUUAAUGACAACGUGUUUGCCAGCUCUUCUGAUGAUGGCCGUGUACUUAUUUGGGAUACACGUGAACCACCACAUGGAGAACCUUUUUGUUUGGCAAACUAUCCAUCUGCAUUCCAUAGUGUGAUGUUUAACCCAGCAGAACCCAGACUACUGGCCACAGCUAACUCUAAGGAGGGAGUUGGAUUGUGGGAUAUUCGCAAACCGCGCAGUUCCCUUCUGCGUUACGGCGGCAGUCUCUCGCUCCAAAGUGCCAUGAGCGUCCGCUUCAACAGCACCGGCACUCAGUUGCUGGCACUGCGUCGCCGUCUUCCUCCUGUCUUGUACGAGCUACAUUCUCGUUUGCCCAGCUUUCAGUUUGACAACCAAGGCUACUUCAACUCCUGCACCAUGAAAAGUUGCUGCUUCGCUGGUGAUCGAGACCAGUACAUCCUGUCAGGGUCUGAUGACUUCAAUCUCUAUAUGUGGAGAAUUCCUAAAGACCCAGAUGCAGGGGGUCCAGGUCGAGUUGUGAAUGGAGCAUUUAUGGUUUUGAAGGGCCACCGUUCUAUUGUCAACCAGGUUCGAUUUAACCCCCACACAUAUAUGAUCUGUUCCUCAGGUGUGGAAAAAGUAAUCAAGGUGUGGAGUCCAUACCAGCAGCCUGAAAGUAUAGGAGACCUUGAAGGGCGUGUGGAGGACAAGUCUCGCAGCUUGUACACUCAUGAGGAGUACAUCAGCUUGGUCCUCAACAGUGGGAGUGGCUUGUCACAUGACUAUGUCAGUCAGUCCAUUCAGGAAGAUCCUCGCAUGAUGGCCUUCUUUGAUUCACUGGUGCGGCGGGAAAUCGAGGGCUGGAGCUCUGACUCGGACAGUGACCUGAGUGAGGGUGCCAUCCUGCAGCUUCAUGCACGAGGGCGACGCCCACUGAGAUCUGUUCGAGAUGGAGGGAACACCACUGCCCCCACAGGGACCUCUCCUGCUUCAGGCCAACAGAGUGAUGACUCCUCUUCCAUAGUGGGACCCCAUGGAUCGGAGGGAGAGUAUAGAGAGGAACUGGAGGAGUCUUGGCGGAGUGGGAUAGGCCAUCAGUCGAUGCGAUUGAUGGAUUUGGUCAAUGACUCAUCAGAUUCCAGUGGGUUCUGGCCUGACCCAAUGCCCAGACCACGUUCUCCUAGCCCAAGGAACAUCUCCAGUUUGUCUAGUCAUAGCAGCUCCCCAAUUGGGUCAAGCUCCUCAAACACCUCCAGCUCCACUUCUAGUAGUGAAACGGAAGAAGAGGAGCGCCGGAGAGCCAGGACACGUCAACGGAAUGCCACUAGGAGGCGCCACAUGCGAUUCCCCUGCCACAAAGUGGAUCGCUCGGAGUCAGCACAAACACUGUAUUCAGGGGUGGAUUCUUGCAGUUACCCAAAGAUUUCCCUUGAGGAUUCAUCAUCAUCAUCAUCAUCUUCGGUUGAGGCACAAGAUUCAGUGAAGAUUGUGCCCCAAGGGACUUCCUCCACAGACAGGGACAGGUCUCAUAUUGAGUCAAGAAACCCAUACAAUUCAACCCCCAUCCCCUCACCAGAUAGAUUGGGGGGUGAGGUGAGAGCAAUCAUGGUGGCACAGGAGCGGGAACCUGAGGCAUUGCCUGACUUUUCACAUGAUGAAAACUUUGACAAGAGAGAGCUCAGGAGUGGGAAAGCAGACGAAAUGGGAAUGAUCACUGUAGUCUCAGAGACUGCAAAGGAAGGGCAGGAUGCGGAUCUGGCUCAGAAUCAUACCUUUCAGUCUUCAGACAGUGCUUGGGGUUCUCCACAGCAGCUGGAGCCAGGGAUAAACGGGCAAAAAUGCCAUGAUGUACAUGAUAGGGACUUGGACCAGAACUCUGGGUCGUCUACAUCAAAAGAGAGUGAUGGUAAACUUGACAUGCAACUUUUUGACUCUAAGACCCAGGAAGAAAAAUAUCAAGGAUCAUGUGCACUGGGCACUUCUAAGGGUUUACGCCUGAAACAGACUCGAGUCGAGCUAGAGGGAGUCGAUUCUGAUGGCUCCCCCCCAGAAAAGCUAUUCAAGACGUGAUGUGGUGAAAUCUCGUGGGUGGAACGUGGGUGGUUCCUCGUCAGGGUUUUUCAGUUUUUGUUUUUAAAAGGAGACUGGUAACAUUUAUAAUAAGCACUGCAAACUUUUGACGCUAUUCAUAUAGUUUAAUGUAAAGAGAGGUACCCCUUUAUGUUCCAUAUACCAUUUUUUAGAAUACACAUGUUGAUUUAUCAGUGUGUAGGUCAGCCAUUUUGGCUGACCAUUAAACUAAUGCCUGACUUAUUGUGCAUUAAAAUUGUUGGUGUUUAUAGAAGUACUGGCCAUAACUAUGGUAGUGCAUUUGCUAAUCCAGUUUUAUAAUAUUUUAUUUUUGGAAUUAUUUUAUUGUAUUUGCUAAAAAUAAAUUUCUUCAAAACUUAGUUGUCCAUAUGUGGACUGACAUCUAUAGCUCCCUUGAUUUAUGCUGAGAAAUGAGAGGGAGGUAUGGAAUCCUUGCAGCAAUUUUUGCAUAUUAGGGGGUGGUUUGUAAUUAACGCUCAGGCUGUUAGAAUUGGUCCUGCAAAAUCCACUACAUUGAAACAUAUUGUCACGGUGUCUGUUUUGAGUUGUGCAUUAAUAGUUAUUUCAGUACUCUGGCAGUAAAUUGUUUUAUCACUUUCUCUCUGCAUUCAGAAAGGGUUUGUUGCUCUAAAGAACUGUUGGAUAAAUGCUCUGUAUUGUCUGAGACUGUUUAUGAACAGACAUUAAAUGUUCUUGAAAACUGA
Paramormyrops kingsleyae is the source of this 3526-nucleotide messenger RNA. It is a transcript of the gene dcaf5, whose product is annotated as ddb1 and cul4 associated factor 5. Lineage: Eukaryota; Metazoa; Chordata; Actinopteri; Osteoglossiformes; Mormyridae. Gene Ontology annotation, molecular function: protein binding. The record is from RefSeq and is a predicted model, not a curated record. Gene Ontology annotation, biological process: negative regulation of fatty acid biosynthetic process. Gene Ontology annotation, cellular component: Cul4-RING E3 ubiquitin ligase complex; cytoplasm.